Physella acuta is the source of this 1509-nucleotide messenger RNA. Its product is annotated as vesicular glutamate transporter 2-like. Gene Ontology annotation, biological process: regulation of synapse structure or activity; neurotransmitter loading into synaptic vesicle; transmembrane transport. Gene Ontology annotation, cellular component: excitatory synapse; synaptic vesicle membrane. The record is from RefSeq and is a predicted model, not a curated record. NCBI's taxonomy places the organism in Eukaryota, Metazoa, Mollusca, Gastropoda, Physidae. Gene Ontology annotation, molecular function: neurotransmitter transmembrane transporter activity; L-glutamate transmembrane transporter activity.
AUGGCGUUUUGUUUUCCCUACCGGUACCUUGUGGUCGGGCUGGCGAGCCUCGGCUUCAUGAUCCUCGUGAGCAUGCGCACUGCCUUCGUCCUCGUACUCACCCACACCAGCCGCGCCAACGUCUCGGAGGUCACCGGCUUCUUCCCGGGUUGUACCAGAACCAACGCCAGCAGCGGUUACAUUAGCAGCUUCGACCUCAGCAGCAGCAUGCAGUUUCAUACGGUUUACUUCCUCGGAAUGUUCAUCAGCCUCGUGUUUUGUGGGUAUUUCGCAAGCCGGUUUCCGGCACCGAGGAUUAUGGGUACCGGAACUUUUAUUUCCAGCGUGUUGUUUAUGAUUCUUCCCGUGGUGUUCGAGAACAGCAAGUCUGGUGUCAUGGUGAUACGAUUUCUGCAAGGGUUGAUCGAAGGGUUGGGUCAGCCUGCUAUAGCUGUGCUGAUUACAUCGUGGGCGCUGAAGCAUGAACGGUCGUUGAUGUUCUCUGUGGGGUUUCUGGGUUUAUACCUCGGCCCGGCUGUGGGGAAUGUUAUCUCAGGUGUUCUGAUGUGCUACGUCAGCUGGCAUUCACCUAUGUACGCCUGCGGGGUCAUAGGGGUUAUAUGGGCGUUGGUGUGGUCGUUCGUGGCGUACCCGUUACCUCAAGAAUGUCCUUUUCUUGGUAAAGAUGAAGCGUUAAGAUACAUCAAAGAAGGGGAGAUAAUUUUCAAAGGAUCGAAGGAAGUCGCUGAAACAACACCGUGGAAGGAGAUUUUAACCUCAAAACCUGUUUGGGCAAUCUGGGUGGCGAGUUUCUGUAAAAGUUUUGUUUUUUCUUGUAUUUUAGCCGUGCAUCCAAUGUUCUUCAAGGAAGUUUUCGGUAUUUUAGCCGCGGAUAUUGGAUUAGUUAUGUCCCUUGCGUACGUACUAAACAGUAUUUUUAUCUGUGUGUGCAGUUUCAUCGCCGAUCGUCUAAUCGCGUCUAGGCUCUUCAGCGUGACGAGCAUCAGAAAGUUCAUGCAGUGCUUCGGUGUCGGCGCCGAGGCCGUGUUCUUCAUCUGCAUGAUCUACUCCAAAACCUACGUCACUUCCGUCUUCUUCAUGGCGUCUGCUUACGUCAUCGGGGGCAUGACCUUCGCGGGGUACAGCUGCAACAUCGUCGACCUCUCCCCGCAGUUCUCCGGACCGGUGUCGGCCGUUGCUAUCUCUGGAAUAGUCGGCAGCGUCCUGAGUACGUUGUUCGCGUCGUUCCUCGCGGGAGAGCGGAACUCUGUGAGCUACUGGGCGCCGCUCUUCUGGGCGGAAGUGGGCGUGUCCGCAGCGACGGCUGUUUUCUACUUCCUGUUUGCCUCCGGGGAGAAACAGCCGUGGGGGAGUGGCGCGGAUGAUGAAACAGCGACGGAUAUCUGUAUCUUCAAGCGGGAUAGAGAGAGGAGGAGAGAGAAACAGUUGCUGCUAGAUGCGAAAGUCAUGUUGAUCACAUCGAGUAAAGAGGGGGACUUUGCUUCAGGACAUUGGCUCAUGUCCAUUUAG